Molecule: messenger RNA, 2232 nt
Organism: Suillus clintonianus
Lineage: Eukaryota; Fungi; Basidiomycota; Agaricomycetes; Boletales; Suillaceae
Product: P-loop containing nucleoside triphosphate hydrolase protein
Exons: 13
Coding region: 1-2232 (743 amino acids)
Cellular component (GO): membrane; cytoplasm; microtubule
Molecular function (GO): GTP binding; GTPase activity; microtubule binding
Source: RefSeq, a predicted model, not a curated record
AUGUCUCUUCCUUCCCUCUCUGGUUCCGCAAGCCCUCCAGAUACAUGGGUUGACAUAUCAUCCACCGACUAUGCCCACAGGCGUAGAGAGCUUAUGCAGAUGAUGUCUGAUCUCAAAUCCAUGGGUGCCGAGGCGCUCAUCGACUUACCAUCCGUAGUCGUUAUCGGUGGCCAAUCAGCCGGAAAAAGUUCACUUGUCGAGGCCGUCAGUGGGAUCAAUGUCCCGAGGGAUAGCGGGACAUGUACAAGAUGCCCUAUGGAAUGUACAAUGUCCAGUCAUGCCACAUCGUGGUCUUGCUCUAUCACCUUACGGAUGGGCUUCGAUAGUAACGGCCGAGACCUGCCAAGGACUACUACUGUGCCAUUUGGCCGGACGAUCACCAACAAAGAUGAAGUUGAAAUUUGGCUGCGUCGUGCCCAGUCAGCCAUUUUGAACCCGAACGUCCCUUCUUCGAGUUUCCACACAAAGACCAUUGAAGAACUCAGGAACACCAGAAAUACUUUGAAGUUCUCCCGCAAUGUGGUGUGCGUCUCGAUUGAAGACCCUGAUGCAACCGACUUGUCGUUCUAUGAUUUACCGGGCUUGAUACAAAACGAAGAAGCCGAAACUGUUGCCUUGGUGAAAAGUUUGGCGGAGCAUUACACCAAGAAAGAGAACACUAUCAUAUUGACCACAAUUCCUAUGAGUGACGAUAUGGAAAAUCAACAAUCCAUGAGUCUCGCCAGGGCCGCAGACCCAGACGGAAAGCGAACGAUUGGCAAUUAUUCAGGUGUCCUUACGAAGCCUGACACACUCGGUGCUGGAGCUAUCAACCAGCGCCGAAAAUGGGUAGAAAUCAUUGAGGGCCGUUCGGAGGAUCAUACAUUGAGGCACGGAUUUUACUGCGUACGUCUUCCUGAUGAUGCCGAACGCACACAACACCUGUCUCGUGCCGAAUCACAAAGGCGUGCUGCUGAAUAUUUCGAUACGACGUCCCCCUGGAAAGACGUGAUCGACCGUCAUCGAUUUGGAAUUCCGGGCUUUGUCUCCGAUGUAAGCCGACUGCUAAUCCAGCUGAUCGAGGAAGCGUUACCGCGUCUCAGAGAAGAUAUCGACAAGCUCCUUGUCAAAUGCAUGAAGGAAUUCGAUGCAUUGCCACCACCACUUGUAAAUGACCCACAAAUCGAGGUUUUAGGACGCGUCAAUGCGUUCUGCGAUGUCUUCAAGAGCUUUGUGAAUGGCAGUCACGAAGACAAACGUCUUGCGCAGCGUAAUCGUGCGCUCUAUGCUAUUUUCAAGAGGGAUAUACGCGGCACUGCUCCUGACUUUAGGCCUUUUGAGAAACCGGAAGAGUAUGUUCCACUGGAUGAUACUGAGGGGAAGAUGACCCUUUUUGAGCGAGAUCCAGGCGUGAAAGUGAUGGGCAUAUAUGACGUCAGCAAGGUCAUCCACGAGGCAAUUGCAUGGGAGCUACCGAACAACAUACCAUACCAGGCGAAGGCGAACCUCAUUGCUCAAUUCACUAAACUCUGGGUUGCUCCGUCUGAGCGCUGCCUCUCUGGUAUCAAUGAUGUGCUCGAUAAUGUCAUUAGCACACUCAUAAGCAUUCAUUUUGGACGCUUCAAAGUGCUCGAAGGUUAUGUUGGGGAUUUGAUUAGAAUCCAGGUUGGUGUUUGCAAGGCACACGCCCAAGAAGCUGUCAAAACAGCCUUGGCUCUGGAAACUACUCCCCAUUAUACUCAGAAUACGCAUUAUCUUCAAACACUCCGCGAAAAAUGGCUGGCUCGUUAUAAGACAGUUCGAAACAGAGCUUCUCAGUACAAGGCCCCCGUACAUAUUCGGCAGCAGGUCACGCCCGAGGCCAAGGCUUUGAGGGCCCUUGCAGAGGCAGGGUUUGCAAAUCUCGGGAUAUCAGAUCUUGCGCGUCUGUUACCUCCCGACUCCUUCCAGGAAGAGCUAGUUGUGAUGGCUGAUGUUCGAGCCUAUUAUCAUGUUGCCUACAAGCGCAUCAUUGACCAUAUUCCUCUGACUAUCGAGCAUGCUCUCCACCACGCCCUGGCGGAACAACUUUCGCAGAGCCUUCUCACGAGCUUACUGACUGAUGUUGCGUCUGGGCCCAACUUCUCUGAGCGUAUGAACGAGUUGGUCAGUGAAGAUGCUUCCAUCGCUCAGAAGCGCGCGUUGCUCUCGUCACGAAAACAACGCCUGUCAGACAUUCGCCGGAGACUCAUGACCUUCAGUCAUAGCACUUGA